AUGGCUUCAAGUGUCGAAUACUACUGCCCCUGCCUGGCGGAGACACCCCAUCCUCCGCCACCUCAUCUGCCCUCAUCUGCAUACAGUUUUCAUCCCCUGCACAAUCUCUUCUUCUGCGAGGAAUGCGACGCUGUGCGGUGUAACCGUUGUGUCAUGAUGGAAGUCAGUGGGUAUUACUGCCCAAACUGUCUGUUCGAGGUGCCCAGUGCGAGCGUGCGCGCGGAGAAGAACAGGUGUGCCCGGAACUGCUUCAUGUGCCCCAUAUGCCGAAACACCCUCACUGUUGUGCCUUCUGAUCCGUCAGAGGGCAGCGAAAUGCGAUUAUCGACGAUCGUGUCCAGUUCUUUAGGAGAGCCCCCAUUCUUUCUCUACUGCAACCACUGCAGAUGGGACUCGGCAGAGAUUGACAUCACUUUCGAGAAGCCGACCGGUCUGGCAGCUCAGCUGCAAAGGUACGAAGACUCCGCCCCCGAGUCGCUCGAGUUCGAGCGCCUGAAGGAACACUUUGAGCCCUACCUACGUGCAUCUCCCUCUUCCGGCCUGCCGAACGUCUCCUCACAUCACCUUCACACUAACCCCAUCACAGCCGCUGCUUCGUCUGCACUCGCGCGCGACAUCCCCGGCGUGGCGAAGUACAACCCAUUGUCGCGCACUCGCUUGACGGCCUACAAGAGCAGCCAGAAGCAGGAGAUAUCCGAUUACAGGGCGCGUAUGGAGGCGGGCUCGGCUAUAGGGCUGGGUUUGGGAGGAGGAGAGGCCGAUGUGGAAUAUAUGCGGCAUCUGGAGACGGUGUCGGAAGUGGCGAGCCUCGAGCAACGAUGGUUGAACAGUUGGGUAAAUCCACUGCAAACGAGUGAGCUCAAGCCUAUGCGGAUACCGCUACAAUCGAAGAAGUCAAAGCGCUGUCCCAGCUGUCGGCACAUUCUCAUCAAGCCAGAGCAGAAGGCACAGUCGGUGCGUUACAAGAUCAAGCUUGUUGCUGGGAAUUAUCUUCCCGCGAUCACAGCCACCCUGCCUCACGCACAAGCUGCGAUAGAGAUGAUGAAACGCUCGUCGGCUCUCAACAAGUCUGCAUCUGCGGCGAUUGGCGACGUGCAAGGUUCCACGGCAGGCGCUUUGCUGGCGGGCAAGACGUAUCCGUUCCAUCUUGCGUUCACCAACCCCUUGUACGAUCCCAUCCAGGUGCGCCUCAAGAAAGCUCAACUCAUCUCUGCAGCGAACGCGGAGGGUGCGACGGAGACAGGAGACAAGCCGCGCCGACCUGCAUUUCAAGUCAAUCUACCAAGUACGGCCUUUCCCAUCGGUGCGUUCGCGGAAGCAUGGGAGUACGAGGACGAUGAGGAAGAAGACAUGUUCGGGUUGGAGGAGGAGGACGUGGACGGCCGGGCCCAGAGAGACGGACGGGGCUCGCGGACGGUCGGGAUACUGGAGAAGCGAGCCAAUGUGACAGUAGUGGGCGGCGAGGUCAUCCUCACGAAGGAGGCGCGGGGAAAUGUCAAGUUCAACAUGCUCGUAUCCUUUACGUAUCGCUCAGACGACCCCGAGCCGGCCGAAGAGACCCAAGUUGGGACGCCAUCACGCCCAAAGCAACCCGAGCUGAAGAACUUUGCAUUCUACACGGUGGUCGACCUGGGACCCAUCGUGCCGCGAGAGGAGACGAAUAUUGAUCUCUGA
Molecule: messenger RNA, 1674 nt
Organism: Laetiporus sulphureus 93-53
Lineage: Eukaryota; Fungi; Basidiomycota; Agaricomycetes; Polyporales; Laetiporaceae
Product: dynactin p62
Exons: 5
Coding region: 1-1674 (557 amino acids)
Cellular component (GO): dynactin complex
Source: RefSeq, a predicted model, not a curated record